Messenger RNA from Myotis daubentonii (Daubenton's bat), 2794 nucleotides. RefSeq names its product PILR alpha associated neural protein (gene PIANP). Gene Ontology annotation, biological process: regulation of immune response. The record is from RefSeq and is a predicted model, not a curated record. NCBI's taxonomy places the organism in Eukaryota, Metazoa, Chordata, Mammalia, Chiroptera, Vespertilionidae. Gene Ontology annotation, cellular component: membrane.
AAGGUAAUCGGGUUGCUGUGAGGCAAUGCAUUGUAGCAGGGCCAGAGUGGAAUCGGGGAUCCAGUCAUUGGGAGAAUCCAAGGCUGGCGCGAGGUCUUCGCUGCCCCCGCUGCCCGGGCCCCCACUCCGCACUCUUGGCCAGGGGUGAAACAGUUGGAGAUGCCGAAUCGCAGAAAUGCACUAAGGUGACCACGGGUUUCCACGGUGUUGGGUGAAAGGGCGGGGAGGCCGCCAUCAAAACGCGGGGAAUCAGACCGUCGCGCAGCCUCCGCCGCCCUCUCCAGCCUCACACCUGGGACACAGCUGAGCGCGACUCCCGCGGUGCGGCAGCGGGAGGGUUAAACCGUGCGCGGCCCGGGGCGGGGGGCGGGAGGGGGGAGGAGGAGACCGAGCGCUCCGAGCCGCCGCGCCGAGCCCCGCCGAGCCGAGUCCAGCCGAGCCGAGCCGAGCGGAGCAUCUCCCCGCCGCCGCCUCCGCUGCCGCCGCCCCGCGCCCCGGGCGCCCGCCCCCCACCCUCUCCAGCACCCCGCUGCCGGCCACCCCCCUGACCAUGCCCCGCGCCCCACCCGCUCCCGCGUCCCCCCAGCCCGGCGCAGCCCCGAGCGCCAGCAGUUGUCGCGCCGCCGCGCCAGGCACGCAGUAAAAGCCGAAAAUCUGGGUCACAGCUGAGGAAGAUCUCGAGCAUGGAGUCCAGGAUGUGGCCUGCGCUGCUGCUGUCCCACCUCCUCCCUCUCUGGCCACUGCUGUUGCUGCCCUUCCCACCACCUGCUCAAGGCUCCUCCUCCUCCCCUCGAACCCCACCAGCCCCAGCACGUCCCCCAUGCGCCCGGGGAGGUCCCUCAGCCCCACGCCAUGUCUGUGUGUGGGAGCGGGCACCCCCACCAAGCCGAUCCCCUCGGGUUCCAAGAUCCAGGCGGCAAAUCCUGCCAGGCACUGCGCCCCCUGCCACCCCAUCAGGCUUUGAAGAGGGGCCACCCUCAUCCCAGUAUCCCUGGGCUAUUGUAUGGGGCCCUACAGUGUCUCGAGAGGAUGGGGGGGAUCCCAACUCUGCCAAUCCUGGAUUUCUGCCCCUGGACUAUGGUUUUGCAGCCCCCCAUGGGCUGGCUACCCCACACCCCAACUCAGACUCCAUGCGGGGUGAUGGAGAUGGGAUCAUCCUUAGAGAAGCACCUGCCACCCUGCGGCCAUUCUUGUUCGGGGGUCGUGGGGAAGGUGUGGACCCCCAGCUCUAUGUCACAAUUACCAUCUCCAUCAUCAUUGUUCUCGUGGCCACCGGCAUCAUCUUCAAGUUCUGCUGGGACCGCAGCCAGAAGCGGCGCAGGCCCUCAGGACAGCAAGGUGCCCUGAGGCAGGAGGAGAGCCAGCAGCCGCUGACAGACCUGUCCCCAGCCGGGGUCACUGUGCUGGGGGCCUUCGGGGAUUCGCCAACCCCCACCCCUGACCACGAGGAGCCCCGAGGGGGACCCCGGCUUGGGCCUGGGAUGCCCCAGCCCAAAGGGGCUCCAGCCUUCCAGUUGAACCGGAUUCCCCUGGUGAAUCUGUGAUGCCCAUCAAUGUUGGGGUGCCACCAAGCAGGAGGCCAAGGGGCCGGCAUAGCCACCAUCCCACUGAGGGUAGGGCAGCUGUGGGAGCUGGGGCUGCAGGUGCUCCUGGCUUCUGCCCUGGCACACCACCCUGGAACACUCACUGGCCCUAUAGGCAAUCCUAUCUGCUCACCCUCCUUUAAGUGGGGCCUCUGGUUUCUGGUGCCCCAUCCCCACCCUUGCACACUCACAUGAAAGCCUUGCACACUCACCUCCACCCUCACGGGCCACUGCACACACUCAUGCUCUUGUGCAGCCAGCCUUCUGCACCCUCUCCCCAUCCACCUCUCUCCCCUCUGCUGACCCCCCCACAUUCUCUCUUUUGUUUCUCAUUUUUCAUUUUCUCUUCCCACAUUUCAUGCUCGUCUCAGUCACUCAGUGGUCAGUGGCUGACUUUACCAUUCCUCUCACAUGCAUUUCCUGGCCCCAUGUUGUGUGUUGUGCUUACAUUCUCCCUCAUGAACACCCACUAAUCUAUUUUCUGUGGCUCCUGCAUGCUGCCCCAGAGGUGGGUGGGAGGUGAGCUGGGGGCUCCUUGUGCCCCCCAUCUGUCAUGGCCCAUCCUGUUCCCUGUCAUGUGUUUCACUGUCUCCCUCAUUCCACUCCAUGGGUGAUCUCAUACCCUGAGGGCUCCCAUAAGGAUGAGGGUAGUGAGGCCCCACACUUCUCCCCCACCCCACUGCUAAGUUCUGUUGUCUGGGAGACGGGUUUUGGGGAGUCACCUGCUGCACUACCCACGAAGGGGCUCCCAUUUGCCCUGCCCUUCCUCCUCAGUCCCUUUUGUCUUAUCUGUCCUGGCUGUCUGUGUGUGUGUCACUCUCUGGAAUUCAGAGCCCCCUGAGCCAGUCCUCUGCUUCCCAGCCUCUCUAAGGGCCUCCCUAAUUCCACUGAGGCUGCCAGGGAAUGGAGCCAGCUGGUUCAAGGCCAUUGGGAGCUCUACCUCCCAAUUUAUCCCUCCCCUUCUUGGGCUCCCUAACAUCACUCCUUCCUUCCCUCCUUUGUUCUUCCACUCUCCCUCCUUUUGUCCCCCUGCCCCCAGGUUUCUCCCUACUUCUCAUAAUUUUUCCCACCUUCCUUCUUCCUCUCUUACCUGGCUCCUAUGCUGUGAUAUAUAUUUUUGUAUUAUCUCUUUCUUCUUGUGGUGAUAAUCUUGAAUUCUUGUGGGAUGUAAGUUUCAAAAUUUUCAAAUAAAGCCUUUGCAAGAUACCUGA